UUAUGUCUACCAACUAUUUCCAUCCCAAAUGUCAAUGUAGUGUAGUGUCAUUAUUCUCAUGAUGUUAAUAAAUAAAUAAAAAAUAAAUAUUCUGAAAGAUGUAAACGGCAUGCAGAUUCAGUGCUAGAAUAUUAUACUUUUUUUCUUCCAGUUUUAUCAACCUUGAUAGGUUGUGUUCAUCUUGUUUUAAUAAUUGUCUGUGUCUGUUAAUGACAUUGUGCUGGAGGUUGGUGAUGGUUGAUAAAACGUUUGUCUCUUUAUGAUUUUUACAUUUUUAUAAAAGCAAUGCUUUAACUAUUGAAGAGUAACCCUAACUUUGACCUCUAGGUAAUUAAUUACUGACCUUGAAAAAUUGUAUUGCAUUUAUAUUGCCUUUUAAUUUGGAAUGCAUCUAUUUAACGAUUUGAAAUAAUUUUAUAUUAUUGUGAAAUUUGUGACCGUUGUCUUAAAUGUUUUACAGGUUGUCUCCAGUUAUUAUCUGGCUAACUCCUGACUUUUUCAAUAAUUAUUCCAUUGCAUACUUCCCUAUAUGGCUUAAUAAUCACCUCAAGUAAACUCCAAAAAAUAAAUAUAACGACAGUAUUCCAUUCACAUCUUCAUUUGGUAGGAGACUAUGCUUGAAGUUACUAUUUUAAUUUAGGUAUUAGCAACAUUACAUGUUAGCAAAGAGAUGGGCCAUGGGUGGAGGACAGUCGACACCUGCUCCUCAAACUUUGAUUGAAGAAUGGAGGAAAAUACUUUGGGGCCAAAAAGAGGACCUGCAUUUUGUGAAGAAUUAUCAGCCUUAUAACAACGAAGUCAAAGAGCUCAGAGUUCUGCUGUACGGACUUUGUGCUGCCGGAAAGUCCAGCUUCAUCAACUCUGUCGACAGUGUUUUACAAGAAAGCAUCACUCGUCAAGCUCCAACAGAUGUGAACUCCUCCAAAUCCUUCACCAUAAAACGUCGAAUCUACAAAAUCAACAAAGAAGGACCAGGGACAUUUUACCCUUUUGUCUUCACUGACACCAUGGGCCUCGAGGGUAAGGAACAACAAGGAAUUUGUGUGGAAGACAUCAAACUGGACAUGAAGGGGCACAUAAAAGAUGGUUACAAGUUCCAUCCUUACUGUGAAAUAUCAGAGGAUGAUCAAUACUACAACAAGAGCCCCACCCUGGAGGACAAAGCUCAUGUUCUGGUUUGUGUCAUCGAUGGCAGCUCAUCAUUAAUACUGGAUGAUGAAUCUAAAAGAAAGAUGAGGCGGGUCAGACUUGCAGCUAGAGACUUGGGGAUUCCUCAGCUGGUUGUUCUCACCAAAAUUGAUGUAGCUUGUAAAGAGGUCCAAUCCGAUGUAAAGAACGUGUACAAGAGCAAGAACAUAAAGGAAACGAUGGAAAAAAUCAGUGUGGACCUGGGCUUUCCACUGAACGGCAUCUUUCCUGUGAAGAACUACAACUCAGAGAAUAAAACAAAUGAUGACAUUGAUUUACUGAUCGUAAGCGCAAUGAAACAGAUCAUUGACUCUGGAGAAGACUUUGUCAACAGGCUGUAGACCUAAAAUACUGCAGAGGCAAAUCAUGCUCUAUCUCGGCCUCAAAAUGUCUGUUUGUGGGGACAUAACUAUAUUAAAUGCCACUUGUUUGAUUUUUUAUCUGUGAUCAAUAUCUCAUCUGCUCUAAAUGGUCUUGCCUCUACUAAUGGUUGAAUAAAGUAUGUUAGGCUUUAUCACCCUGACCCUGCAUUAGAUUUUUUGAAUUAUUAUUUUUAUAUAAUGUCUGUGUUCCAGUCCCCCAGUAAUCAUUGAGUACUUCUGUUUAGGUAAACCCACAAUAAAUGACAUCAAUAAUGAAAUUUGUAUCUAGUCUCCUUUUUAUUAUUUUAAAUUAUUGUGUUCCUUCUAAUAUUGAAGCUGUGUUUAGAUUCUGUUUAAAUGUGUCUCAUGACUCCGGCUUGUCAAAAACAGAUACUCACAAUUUUUUUUAUCCAUGAUCAAAUGGAAAAAACUGAUAAUGACUGAGUGUGAUAUAUGUUCCUAAAUUUUAUUAAAUUUUUUCAAAUAUUCUAUGCGUUGCACCAUAUUCCUAAACGUCAACAAAUCUUUUGUCUCUCUUACUAGUGUAAAAACACACAAGCGCAGCACACGAUGCUCCCCCCUCAGGCCCUUUUCAAUAUUGGAUGAUGAACUUCACAGAGCUCUCACCUUGGGAUUGAAAGACAAUUUGUUUGGUGUUGGUGUAUACAUAAAUGGAAGUUGAAGUUUUCCCUUCUUCUAAACAUGAUGCAGGUGCCGUAGCCAAGUUUCUUCUCAGAGAAAUCCUUCAGCAACUGUUUGUGGUUUGUUGUGGUUAAAGGCACUUCCUCUUGUGCUUUUCCACAUUCGCAUGCAAAUUAGAAACAAAAAUGUCUUGAGUCCAUUUGAGGUAGUUUAAGCAAAGGACUACUCUUUUUUAGACUGAACUGUAUGAUGACUGCAUGUUGAACUUCUGUCUAGGCCUCUCGGCUUCUCUUUCAGCUCUCCAUUCACAGGUAAAUGCCGCGCUGCCCACGCCAGCUAACACGCCGCAACACAAUAUCAAGCCUGAGGACUGGGUGGUGAUUAAAGACUUCAGGAAUGCAUCGCCAAUUUCAAGGUCCAUUCCAGGUUCUUCUGAUCACUCAGACCGCUGUAAAGAUUGCAGGUAAAAUCCCUUGGGUCCACGGGAGCCACUGUGAACGAAAAUAACCCAACCAUCUAUUGGAGAUGCCAGCAAGUAGCGUGCCAGCUCAUUUAUCAACUAUUUGUAUAAAGUUGCAUCUUUCUUAACUAAACAUUAGACUGUGUGCUUCUUUCUUAGAAAUCACUCCCCUCAAACAACUGUGCAUAAAUCACCUUA
Molecule: messenger RNA, 2850 nt
Organism: Pungitius pungitius (ninespine stickleback)
Lineage: Eukaryota; Metazoa; Chordata; Actinopteri; Perciformes; Gasterosteidae
Product: interferon-induced protein 44-like
Exons: 8
Coding region: 657-1529 (290 amino acids)
Biological process (GO): immune response
Molecular function (GO): GTP binding
Source: RefSeq, a predicted model, not a curated record